UUCGCACAUCCUAAGUUAAUGGUUUCUUCGUGUCAGUGUUUUUUUAACGUCGAUGACGUGCCAUUUUUAUUGAAGCAACGAGGAUGUUUUAAUGCAAGGACAGGAAUGUUACACGUGUUUCAAAUCACAAAACGGAUUGUUUGAAGGAUAAAAAAAAACGUAGUGUAUUUCAUAUAUGCCAAAGAGAUUUAAACUUUUUACGUUUGUAAACAUAUUUAUACCCGAAUGAAGAAGUAUAGACGCAAAAAUACUUUUAUAUGUUAAAUAACACAUACAGCAACGAGGUAUUAACACACACGGUACAGAUGUAAAAGAUAAAGGGGGUAAAUAAAUUGCGUAUCUAACACACUUUGCCUCUUAAAAUGACGAAUCUAAAUGGUAUGGGUGCUUUGCCAGACACUGAAAGGUCCGCCGGAGGGUUUGAUGGUAUGGACGGGCCGGACUUAGCCGGUAUUGAUGAUAUAGUAGACGCUAUGGAUCUCUGUGAGGAACAUGAAGUACCGUAUGACGGGCUCGAGAAUAUUGACGAAUUCAUUGAAAGGCUGAGAUUGCAUUUUAUAAAGCAGAAAUUUGCAGAAUCACGGAAGCAACAGAUUGAGAAGAACAUGCAACUGGCUGGUCAGGAUGACGCAAACCGAAGAAAGAAGUUGACGUCCGUCAUGACUGACAUGUUGUCUAUCAUACACAAACAAGGACCUGACAUGGCACCAAGAAGGGACAGCCAGCUGGUAGAGGGACUAUUGCGACAGGAAGGCACCAGUGAUAAUCUAGCGAACGACUGUAAAGCAUACAUUAACAAUUUGGAGAAAGGAGAAUGCGUUGUCAUAGUUGCAGGAGAAACUUCAGCUGGCAAAUCUAGUGUUCUGAAUUUACUCUUUGAAGAUGACAUUUUACCUGUGCAUAACAAUAGCUCUACCUCAACAAUAACCAUAGUGCGUUAUCACAAACGAAAACAUACGCGUAUAGUGUAUAAGAAUGGAGAGCCGGAUGUAGAAUUUGAUUUGAAUGAGGAAGGGCUUAAAAAGCUGCAUGCAAUCGCCUUUAUGAAAUCGGCAAGCGAGCGGGAAAAUCACAACAUCAAAGAAGUUCAAGUUUACCUACCCCUUCCAUUGUUGCAGUCCGGUCUGGUAUUUGUCGACACUCCAGGCAUUGGUGAGAACGAGUUUCUAGAAUCAGAACUCACCAACUUUAUCAAAGAUAACACUAUACUUGGGUUUAUGUACAUAAUCAAGACCGACAACGCUGGAGGCGUACAGGAAGACAGGUUACUCGGUUUGUUGAAGAUAGUUCUAGAAUUGCAAAAGUCGCCUGACAGUGCCAACCGCAGGCAUAUAAAGUUUGAUCCUAAAUCCGCCUUGUUUGUAUGUAACCGGGUGGACCUCGUUUGCAAAAAUGAAUUGGAGAAAGUGAAAAAGAAUGCCAAAGACAAGUUGUCCAAGUGCUGGCCAAAUUUUGAUGAGUCUCAGGUGAUAUUUUUCUCCACGGAAAAAGCAAUGAGAGAUGUAAAUACGGACAGGGAUUACAUAAAUGACAACUACAAACAAUUUCUAGACAGUUUGAAGAAUCUGUUCAUAUCUGCAAUGGAGAAAAGAAUAAAACAGUCAUUCAAAUGGAUAGAAAACGUUCUAAAACGAACUAUACAUCAUCUGAAAACAGUUGUCAGGCGACUGGAUCUUUCUGAUAUGGACCUAAAAGAAAAGUCGGAAACAGCUCGAGUGAAAUUGGACAGACUGAGGCUAAAAUCAGAGUCAGUACUUAGAGAGCUUAGAGCAAAACUUGAUAUCCAGUCAAAAGAAAUGUGCAGCGAACUGAAGGAUCACUUGAAGUCUGAAUAUUGUAAGCAGAAAUUGACACGUGGCUGGUCGGCAGGGGAGAUACCAUCCGUUGACUCGGGACUAGGAGACUGGCCGUGGAUUCAAAUGAGAAUCCAUGAAGCUUUCUAUGAUAGGAUGUUAGAUUGCGUUGAAGACUGGAACAGGGACGAGAGACGUAUAGAAAAUCUCGAAGAAGAACUUUCCUACGAGAUGAAGUUUCAAUUGCAACUUCUAGAAGAAGAACUUGACGAUAUUGAGAAACAAAUUCAGUGCGACUCGUCGUCUACCUCUUCUGAUGAAAUGUCCAAUUUAUCAAGAAGCCGGAGGAAAAGCAUGCCAAGAAUGUCACAAACCAGAUCAAAAUGUUUCCUUCCUGAACCCAAAAUGCCAUUAAAGCUCGCUGGAAGAGUGAUUAGACCUUUUAAAACGCUAAUGAACCCAAUCAAAAACAAAAUGAAAGUGAGCGACUAUAAAACAGAUCCAGUGAAAAUGGCGGAGCAAACUGCAACCGUGAUGUAUAAUCAACAUGUAAAUAACUCUGAUCAUUCAUGUUCUGGACUGGUUCAUCUAGCUGAAUACCUAUUGGAACGGCCGCGUGAAUACAUAUUAGUUGUAGAAGGAAGGAUACCAGAUAUGAUUCUAGCCAACCAAAUUCUCGUUAAUCGCCUGGAAAAGUCCAUUGAAACAGAAAGAUUACACCAGUCGGAAUACGAGGAGAUGAUGUCGUCUACAGAAGCUCUGAAGAAAGCAUUGAUGGAAUACGGCGAGGGGUACAUUUUUGUGGCUGAUUUCAGUAGAGGCGAGUUACAAAUUCAGCAAAUGCCACAUGAGGGCGGCGAAGCGAUUUCUGUAGCAUUUAAUGUGACUGAUUUUCUGCGGGGAAGCUCAGGAGAUUUAGACAUUUGUAGGAGGAGAGACAUUCGAGGGUUGUGGACAGUAACUUAUUCAGGUUGUCUUAUUCGAAAUGAGGUUGAGAGGCCCGUUGCAAUUAAAGUUUACCUUCCUUCCUCUGGAGUGGAAUUCACCUAUAAAGAAGUAGCCAAACUGAGGUGUUUGACAUGGCAGUCCAGAAGCAUAGCAGAAUUUCUUGGUAUCCACAAUGCCGAAACAAUCACUCCGGCAUUUGUAUAUGGCGGAGAUUUAAAAUCCGUCCGGCGUUCACUCAGUGGGUUCUGUAAUAAACGGGAAAGUGUUCCAAACAUGCUACUUGAGACCGCGUGCGGUCUGGAAUAUCUUCAUAACAAGGGACUUGUUCAUAUGGAGCUCAGUCAAGAUACAAUAACAGUGGAUGAAACUGGAACAGUUCAACUCACAGGCGCUUGCUUGCCAAGGUUUGCCAAGCUUCCAUUUGAUACAGAGAGAAUUGAUACAGGAGAUUUUGUGUAUUUGGCACCGGAAGUUCUUCGUGGUGAAAAAUAUGAAGCAUUUGCAGAUAUAUACUCUUUCGGAUUACUUAUUCUUGAACUGGUGCAAACAGAAAUCUCUGUAGUGUUCAAAGAGCAGAGAAAAAUGACUCUUUGUGACUUCAUUAGGACUGUUAAUCCAGAAGAAAUGCUCAAGUUAGAUGCUGUAGUCGAAGUGUUCACUGUGAAAACGAGAGCGCUCAUUGUAAACUGUCUUGAAAUAGACAAAGAAAAUCGUCCACAGAUGUGCGAGGUAGUUGAAUAUACAUCAUACAUUGGCAGUGAAGCGGACGCUCUUGCGAAACUGCCGUCACGGAGGUCGAGAGCGAGACCAAUAAAACGACCGUCAGUAGAAAAAGAUAUGAACAACACUUAUCUUUGAUAGAGUGUGAAAUUAACAAGUAUUCUGUUCAUUAUGCAUAGGAGUAAGAGACAGAUAAGAAUAUAUUGUAAUGUAUAUUUAUUAGAGGAAGUAUUGUCAAGAAAUUAGAUAUGUGCCAAAAGUUUAAUAAGGAAUAAUAAGCUACGAUGAUGACCGUGAGACAGAUAUUUUUCUGCAUGUAUAUGGUCAUAUAUUACUGAAAAAGUGUAAUUGUUAUUAUUAUUGUUAUUAUUAUACCAGAUUUAUAUAGCGCGUUCAAAGGCGCUUUACAUAUAGCAAACGCAGCCCGUAGGCCGCGAAAUUCAUGACUCAGAGCGAUCUGACCAGAGGGACAGAGUGAGAUAAAACCCCCAGAACAGAUGGAGAGAAAUACUUUAAUAAUAUUCGAUUAUAUAGAUUUACAUAUUUUCUUUAGGCAGGUACAGUCAAACCUGUGUUAAAGACUACCUCUGAACAGAGACCACCUGGCCCUGAAGACCAUAUGUUUUGUUUCCCGUUUUAACAUUUACAGUGUAUUUUGACCUGAGAAUAAAGACCACCUUCCAAUUAAGACCACAUUUUGGCUCUCCCAAGGGUGGUCUUUAUAGACAGGUUUGACUGUAUACUUUUUAUUUAUGGACAUUGCAGGUCUUUGAAAAUUGUAAAUUGGCUCUUUAACAGAGAUUAACUGUGGUAUUUAUUCAAAUAUGGUAUUUAGUAAACGCUUAGUUUGACGUAAACUGAUGUCAUUCAAUAUACAGUUUUGUUUUGUUACUCGUAUGUUGUUAUUCUCUGAAUCGUUAUAUUUAUUUCGUAAAUAAAAUGUAGAAAUUAUA
Messenger RNA from Mercenaria mercenaria, 4414 nucleotides. RefSeq lists its product as uncharacterized. The transcript is spliced from 9 exons. The coding region runs from base 363 to 3599 and encodes 1078 amino acids. Gene Ontology annotation, biological process: protein phosphorylation. The record is from RefSeq and is a predicted model, not a curated record. Gene Ontology annotation, molecular function: ATP binding; protein kinase activity. NCBI's taxonomy places the organism in Eukaryota, Metazoa, Mollusca, Bivalvia, Venerida, Veneridae.